AUGAGGACUCAACUGCGCCUCAACUGCCCAGCAACUGUGCUGUCCCAGACUUGGGUCCCGCCAAAGCCUGCCAUCCCAUUCCAACUGCUGCCUGAAGUCAACCCUGGCCCCCGACAUGAGCGACUUGGAGGUGCUGCUGCCUGGGGAGGCUGAAGUGCUGGUGCGAGGUCUGCGUAGCUUCCAGCUCCGGGAGAUGGGAUCUGAAGGGUGGAACAAGCAGCACGAGAACCUGGAGAAGCUGAACAUGCAAGCCAUCCUUGAUGCCACCAUCAGCCAGGGUGAGCCCAUUCAGGAGCUGCUGGUCACCCAUGGGAAGAUCCCAACACUGGUAGAAGAGCUGAUUGCAGUGGAGAUGUGGAAACAGAAGGUGUUUCCAGUAUUGUGCAAGCUGGAGGACUUCAAGCCCCAGAAUACCUUCCCCAUAUACAUGGUGGUACAUCAUGAGGCCUCCGUCAUUAACCUUCUAGAGACAGUGUUCUUCCACAAGGAAGCAUGUGAGUCAGCUGAUGACAAAGUCUUGGACCUAGUAGACUACUGCCACCGGAAAUUGAUACUGCUGGUGGCCCGGACUGGCCAUGGUGACUUGCUUGAGGAAGAAAGGUCCCAGGACAGCACCCCUAUGCAGGAGCUGCAGAAUCAGGCAGAGAUGAUGGAAUUUGAGAUUUCAUUGAAAGCGCUGUCAGUGCUUCGCUACAUCACAGAUUGCGUGGAUAGGCUUUCCCUGAGUACCCUGACCCGAAUGCUCAGCACUCACAACUUGCCCUGCCUCCUGGUGGAACUGCUAGAACACAGUCCCUGGAGCCGGUGGGAAGGAGGCAAGCUGCAGCAAUUUGAGAGUGGCUGCUGGCAGACAGUGGCCCCCUCAGAGCAGCAAAAGCUGAGCAAGUUGGAUGGCCAAGUGUGGAUCGCCCUGUACAACCUUCUGCUAAGCCCAGAGGCCCAGGCCCGCUACUGCCUCACAAGCUUUGCUAAGGGACAGCUGCUCAAGCUUCAGGCCUUCCUCACAGACACAUUACUUGACCAGCUGCCCAAUCUGGCGGACCUGAAGGGUUUCCUGGCUCACCUGGCCCUGGUUGAAACCCAGCCCCCUAAGAAGGACCUGGUGUUGGAACAGAUUCCAGAAAUCUGGGAGCGGAUGGAGCGAGAGAACAGAGGCAAAUGGCAGGCUAUUGCCAAGCACCAGCUUCAGCAUGUAUUCAGUCCCUCGCAGCAGGACCUUCGGCUUCAGGCACAAAGGUGGGCUGAAACCUACAAGCUGGAUGUCCUAGAGGCCAUUGCUCCAGAGAGGCCCCACUGUGCUUACUGCAAUGCAGAGGCUUCAAAACGCUGCUCAAGAUGCCAGAGCGUGUGGUACUGCUGCAGGGAGUGCCAAGUCAAGCACUGGGAGAAGCAUGGAAAGACUUGUGUUCUAGCAGUCCCAAGUGACAGAGCCAAGUGAGGGCUGCAGCUGCUGCGGACCAACCAGGGAAUGCACCCAGAAUGUGACCCUGGGCCUCAAGACCACUGUCAGACCUCAGUUUCCCUGGUGGUGAGCAAAGUUGAGCCAAGUAGAGCUGGUACCCCACGCCCCCCUCAACAAGCCAAGGCUCCCCACUUCCUGCCCCACCCAACAAAUAUAGAGGGCCGGGCCACAGCAUCAGAAAACUGGGGUAAGAGGCCUGGGUUGGGGGGUGUAGACGAGGGCCGGAUGUGGGUACCCUCUUCCUUUAGCACACAGUAAAGCGAACCCAUGAA
This is a messenger RNA of Nannospalax galili (Upper Galilee mountains blind mole rat), 1734 nucleotides long. It is a transcript of the gene Zmynd10, whose product is annotated as zinc finger MYND-type containing 10. The record is from RefSeq and is a predicted model, not a curated record. The coding region runs from base 116 to 1438 and encodes 440 amino acids. Gene Ontology annotation, cellular component: cytoplasm; centriolar satellite. NCBI's taxonomy places the organism in Eukaryota, Metazoa, Chordata, Mammalia, Rodentia, Spalacidae. The transcript has 12 exons. Gene Ontology annotation, biological process: inner dynein arm assembly; outer dynein arm assembly; motile cilium assembly.